This is a messenger RNA of Cajanus cajan (pigeon pea), 3494 nucleotides long. Its product is annotated as disease resistance protein At4g27190. NCBI's taxonomy places the organism in Eukaryota, Viridiplantae, Streptophyta, Magnoliopsida, Fabales, Fabaceae. Gene Ontology annotation, molecular function: ADP binding. The record is from RefSeq and is a predicted model, not a curated record.
GAAGACAUUUGUCCUCCACUAGUACUGAGCAAAGACUCAGUAAGCUGCACAUGCGUUGACUUGAACUCAUGAAACAAUAAUCAAUCACUUUACCCUAUCAAUCUGCAAAAUAUGUAGAUCUAUGCACAACAGCUGCUGGCAGAGCUUCAUAUAGAUGAAUCUUUCUUAACCGUUGCUGAUCUCUUGGUGGAUCCCAAUUCUGAAGUGUUGGGCAAAGGCUUUGAAGUUUCAUAAUGUCUGGGGUUGAGCUUGCGGGUCCUCUUAUUGGAGAGGUGGGAGCACUUGGAGUUGGAAAUUUACAUAAUAAAAUUGCAUCUAAAAUUGCAUCUUCUAAAAGCCUUGAUGACAACUACAACAGUUUGGUCAAAGAUACGGAGAUGCUACUUGCAAUAAAGAAGGAUAAAGAGUGGGAAGUUCAAAGAAACGGCCACAAAGAUACCACUAAUGCUUAUAAACUGUGGGCAAAUAGGGUAUCAAAUGCUGUUGAAGAAGUACAGAAGCUGAAAGAUAAAUACGAAGGAAAAACGCUACCCUUUUGGCACAUUCAAAAACGUUCACGUCUGAGUGAAGAGAUGCAGAAGAAGUGCAACUUUGUUCUUGAACUUAUGAGGGAUGAAUGUUUAAGAGAUUUUCUAGUUGAUAAACCACCUGAGCCUGUCUUAAAGGAGUUAAAUGUUCCACAGAUAAGUGGAUAUCCAACCCUUCAGGGUGCCUUGGAAGAUAUUUUGGGUUUGCUCAAAAAUAAUAAGAUCAAAGUCAUUGGAGUGUGUGGAACAAAAGGGGUGGGGAAAACGACAAUAUUGCGGAACCUGAACAACCAUGAAGAGGUUGCUAAACUGUUUGAAAUUGUCAUCUUUAUGAAAGUUACUUCUGAUAAUGAUAAGCUUCAAGAGAAAAUCGCUAAUAGGUUGAUGCUGGACAUAGAAGCCAACAAGGAGCAUAGUAGUGAUGAUGUUGCAAGAAGAAUACACAAAGAGCUGGAGACAAAGAAGUAUUUGUUGAUUUUGGAUGAGGUUGAAAAUGUCAUCAAUUUGGAGCAGUUGGGAAUUCCAAGUAAUAAUAAUGGAAGUAAGGUGGUGAUUGUCACUCGAUUACCUAUGGUUUAUAAGUUGAGUAAGGUACAAAGGGUCAUCAAAGUCAUGGAGCUAUCUCCUGAGGAAGCAUGGAAGAUGUUUAGAGACACUGUUCGUGCCUUCAAUCCUAAGAUUGAUUCCCCUGACAUUCAACCUAUUGCCAAACUUGUAUGCAAGAGGUGUUGUCGUCUUCCACUUCUUAUUUACAAAAUAGCAAAUUCUUUCAAAUUGAAAGAGUCUGCUCCUAGUUGGUGGGUGGGACUUGAAGAUCUUAAACCAUGGCCACAAAUUCAAAAUCAAGGUCUCCAAGAGUUGUACUCAUGUCUGAAAUUCUGUUACGAUGAACUGAGAGAUAAAAAGAAGCAAAAAUGUUUUCUAUACACUUCAAUGUAUCCUGCGGAUUGCAAGGUUUACACUGAUUAUUUAGUGGAGUGUUGGACAGCACAAGGUUUACUUGGUGAUAUAAAUAACAAAAGGUCAUAUCGAAGUGCACGCAAUUGUGGUAUUGACAUAUUGGAACAUCUUGCUAAUGUCUCUUUACUAGAGAAAGGAGAAGCCAUGAUAUAUGUCAACAUGAAUGAUUGUAUGAGACAACUUGCACUGCACAUAUGCUCUAAAGAUCCUGAGUGUAGUUUUUAUCUCCAAGAUGGUGAAGAAUAUGAAAAUCUCUCAAAUUCAAGAGCUUGGCAGCAGGCUAGGUGGGUCUCUAUGAGACAACUGAUUGAUUUACCAACAAGCCAAGAUUGCAGCAUGAUUUUGACACUGUUGCUGCGAAAAAGUCCAAAUCUAACUACAAUACCACAAGCUUUUUUUGAGAACAUGAAUGGUCUACUUUUAUUAGACUUGUAUUGUAGCAAGAUUACAAAGUUGCCACCAUCUCUCUCAAAAUUAACUGGUCUAAGGAGUUUAUUUCUUAACAGUUGUGAGCUCUUGGAAUCAUUGUCACCUGAAAUAAAAUCACUUCAAUUUCUAGAGGUUCUUGACAUCCGAGAUACCAAAGUAACUUUCCUACCUUUACAAAUUAGAUGUUUGACCAAUCUAAGAUGCUUGCGAAUUCCAUUCAUUGCAAGUGAUGCACAGAAUGGAGCUCAAAAUGUUGAUGUGAUUUCAAAGCUUCAUAGGUUGGAAGAAUUAACCAUUCAAGUCAUAUCCUAUGAACAAUGGUGCAAUGAUGCUGAAAAUGUACUGCAACAUGUGGCUGAUUUGGAAAAUUUAACUCAUCUCAGGUGUUGUUUUCCUUCCUCAAUCAUUCUUGGACAAUUUCUUUCACGAAGUAAAUCAUGGAAGAAUUGUGAGCAGCAAAAUUCAUUUAGAUUCUUUGUGGGAUGUCAAGACUCAAGAAGACCUCAAAUACUUGAAUCUUCUGAGUAUAAGAUUACUAGUUAUUUGAGGUACUGCAAUGGUGGACAGAAGGAUGACUCAAAAAUUACUGAGGUAUUCUCGAAAGCUGAUGCACUUGAAUUAGUUUGCCAUAAAGAUAUCAAAAAAUUGUCAAAUUUUGUUGGCAUAGUGUGUUUGGAACGUAUUCGUUGUCUUUCCAUUGAAAGAUGCAAUAAAGUUUUAACAAUUGUGUCAGCUGAUACAAGUGGCAAUAUUAUGAAUGGAAUCCAAACAGAAACAAGAGCCAUCUUGCCAAAUUUGGAGCAAUUAUAUUUGGAAAAUUUGCUCAAUCUAAAAUGUGCUUUUAGAGGUCCCUUGCACAUUGGAACAUUUUCCAAAUUACAAAUUUUAUCAUUGAAGAAUUGUCCAUCACUGAAUGAAAUUUUUAGCAAUGGAGCAAUUCAAAAUUUUUGUGAACUUCAAAAGUUAAAAAUUGAAGAUUGUUCAAAAAUUGAAGAACUUAUCAUACUAAGAGAAGACGUUGAAGGAGAAAAGGAGGUGCUUCCAAAACUAGAGAUGCUUUUGUUGGUUAACUUAGCUGACUUAAAAAUUAUGUGCUCCAACCAUACAUUAGCUUGGUCCUCUCUAGAGCUGUUGAGGAUUCAUAAUUGCCCAAAGUUGAAAACUUUACCGCUACACACUAAGAAUGCAGCCAACUUGAAGACUAUUAAAGGCCAACUUGAAUGGUGGAAUGAAUUGGAUUGGACAGACGAUGUUGAAGUUUAUCAGCGAUUGCAUCCCAUCUUUGUCGCCUCAAAUGAGUAUUUUCCUUAGAUAUCUUCUUUCAUGCUUGUAAUCCCUCUUAAAUGUCAAAAUAAGAUGAGUUUAUUUGUCUUUCUAUAUAGUUUAUUGUUAGAAACUAAAGAAAAACAAUGGUUUGGAUUGUAUUAUUUUAUACUUUGUUGUGUGUUUGAAGAUUUGUGACUAAAAGCUUGUUCUAGAAUAUAGAGUUAUAAUUAAGUCAGGAAAGAGAACCAAUAAUGAUUUAUAUUUUCAUAGUUUAUUGCAAGAAAGUAGAGAAAAAUGUCUUGAAUUGUAUUA